Amphimedon queenslandica is the source of this 2958-nucleotide messenger RNA. Its product is annotated as alpha-actinin-1-like. The transcript is spliced from 20 exons. Gene Ontology annotation, molecular function: protein binding; calcium ion binding. Bases 126 to 2774 code for a protein of 882 amino acids. The record is from RefSeq and is a predicted model, not a curated record. Lineage: Eukaryota; Metazoa; Porifera; Demospongiae; Haplosclerida; Niphatidae.
UACCUUAUUUGGCAGUGAAUAGUGCACGCUGCAGGACAGCAAAAGAGUCUUCGGGCGAGGGUUCAUCUUGUCUCUCAAUUAUUCACAACUGGUGGUUUUAGCUCUUGGCACUUGCUGUAGAAAACAUGGAGGAGGAAGAUAACACCGGACAGCAACACGACAUCAAUGAAAAGUUGCUUCUCGACCUUGCCUGGGAGCGCCAGCAGAAGAAGACUUUCACUGCCUGGUGCAACUCGCAUUUAAGGAAGGUUGGCAUUCAAAUCAAAGAGAUCGACCAAGACCUCAGAGAUGGCAUGGUUCUCCUUCGGCUCCUGGAGGUCAUCUCCGGCGAGAAGAUCACUCCACGAGAGAAGAAGGUCAAACUUCGUGUACACAAGAUCUCCCUCCUGAAUCAGGCCCUGGGGUUCAUUGCAGAAAAGGGAGUGAAGCUUGUUGGAAUCGGAGCCGAAGAAAUUUGCGAUGGUAACCUGAAGAUGACGCUCGGUAUGAUUUGGACCAUCAUCCUUCGCUUUGCUAUUCAAGAUAUCUCGGUUGAAGAGUUGUCAGCUAAAGAAGGUUUGCUUUUGUGGUGUCAGAGAAAGACACAGCCAUACAAGAAUGUCAAUGUUAAUAACUUCCACACCAGUUUCAAGGAUGGUCUUGCUUUCUGUGCUCUCAUCCAUCGUCACCGUCCUGACCUCAUUGACUAUGACAGCCUCAAAAAGAGCAAUGAUAUGUAUAACCUCAACCUUGCCUUCGAUGUGGCCGAAAAACACCUUGAUAUCCCAAAGAUGUUGGAUGCUGAAGAUAUACAUGCAUCAGCACGUCCAGAUGAGCGCUCCAUCAUGACUUACGUCUCAGCUUAUUAUCAUUGCUUUGCUCAGGGACAGAAGGCAGAGACAGCUGCCAAGAGGAUUGGUAAAGUCCUUAACAUCAACCAGGAGAAUGAGAAACUCAUGGAGCAGUAUGAGACCAUGGCCAGUGAUCUCCUAGCAUGGAUUGACUCUGUUAUGCCCUGGCUGGAGGAUCGCUCUCCUGAAACUACCCUUCAAGAUGCCCAGUCCCGUCUGGAGGAGUACCGACAGUACGCUUCAGUUACCAAACCACCAAAGAGUGAAGAGAAGGGAAAGCUUGAGACUCAUUUCCAUACGCUACAGACCAAAUUGAGAGUCAGCAACAGGCCUGCCUAUGUUCCUUCUGAGGGGAAACUAGUAUCUGAUAUCAAUGCUCGCUGGAAGCAGCUGGAAGAAGCAGAGAAGGACAGUGAGGAAUACAUAUUGAGUGAAUUGAGAAGAUUGAAGAGGCUUGAAGUCUUGGCUGAAAAGUUUAGCAGAAAGGCAACCAACAUGGAGAAGUGGACUUCAGGACGUGCUGAAGAACUCCAACGCAAUGAUGACCUGGAGGAGGCAAACCUAGCAGGAAUUCAAGCUUUGCAAAAGAUCCAUCAAACAUUUGAGACUGAUCUGCAGGCUGAGACAAGUCGAGUUGAAGGACUAGCAGCCAUUGCCAAUGAGCUAACUGAGCUCAAUUAUCAUGACUCUGAUUCUGUCAAUAAGCGUCUUGAGGAAAUACGUCAAUCAUUUGUUGAUCUUCAAAAGCUCUCAGAGGACAGGUCCACAAGAAUACAGACUGCUCUUGAGAAACAGCAACGUAUUGAUCAGUUGAGGCUCGAGUUUGCUAAGCGUGCUGCUGCUUUCAAUAAUUGGAUGGACAAUGCUUUUGAAGACCUUCAGGAGGUCCCCGUCUGUGACAAUGUUGCUGAUGCAGAAGCCUUGAUAGCUACCAAUGAGACAUGGAAGAACGGGCCACUGCAAGAGGCCAGUGCACAGUAUGACAGCUUGAACAGUCUUGUUCAAGACAUGGCUGAGCUUGGUAGCACUGAGAAUCCAUACACAACCCUGACUCCUGAGGAUGUCUAUAAUAAAUGGUGUUCUCUUUUGGAUGCUGUACCUAAUCAUGAUGUAGUCCUUGAGGAGGAGCUUCAGAAGCAAAACCAUAACGAAACACUCCGCCAGGACUUUGCAUCUAAAGCUAACACAGCUGGUGCUUACAUUGAUGCUAAGAACUCCGCCCUCUCUGAGCUCAACCUCCAGUCCCAGGGGACGCUAGAGGAGCAGCUGGCAUCCCUCAAGGCCUUCCAUGAAGAAGUCCAAAGCUUCCAGAGUAAUAUUGAUGCCUGCGAGGACUCCAAUCAACAAAUGCAGGCAGCCAUGGUCUUUGAUAAUCCUCACACUAGAUACACCAUUGAAGCUCUCCGUGCUGCAUGGCGCCAACUGAACACUAACAUCAGUCGCAGUAUCAAUGAGAUGGAGAACCAGAUACUCAUUAGGGACACUAUGGGUCUCACCGAAGACCAGUUGAGAGAGUUCCGUGCCUCCUUCAAUCACUACGAUAAGGACAACUCUGGUCAACUCGAUAAGAAUGAGUUCCGCUCUUGUCUCCUCUCCCUCGGUUAUGCCCUGGGGACUGACCCUACGAGUGAUCCUGAGCUUGAUCGUCUUUUUGCUCAGUGUGAUCCCAAUGGGACUGGCUACGUUACUUUUGAGUCCUUCCUUGACUUCAUGACUAAAGAGACCGUUGAUCAGGACACUGCCGAUCAAGUCAUGAACUCGUUUAAGAUUCUUGCUGGUGAUAAGCCAUAUAUUACUGAGACUCAGCUCAAGAUGGAGCUCCCCCCAGAGCAAGCUGAAUAUUGUAUUCAGCGUAUGAACCCUUACACUGGGCCUGGGGCAGUUGAAGGUGCUCUUGAUUAUCAGUCCUUUUCCACCGCUCUCUUUGGACAGAGCGAACUCUGAGGGGCCCACCUGUAGUUUUGCUUUAUUAUUGACUCAAUUUAAUGUUUAGCAUUUAAAUGUAGCUAAAUGCUGUAGUUAGGAACUCUUUUCCUUUAUGCCCUGUGUGUGCAUUCGCCUAUAAUUAUUACUGUUACCCGAUUUUAAGAGAGAGAGAAUUAAUUAUUAUUAUUAAAAGAAUUAUUAA